This is a messenger RNA of Macroventuria anomochaeta, 2205 nucleotides long. RefSeq lists its product as uncharacterized. Gene Ontology annotation, molecular function: RNA polymerase II cis-regulatory region sequence-specific DNA binding; DNA-binding transcription factor activity, RNA polymerase II-specific. Lineage: Eukaryota; Fungi; Ascomycota; Dothideomycetes; Pleosporales; Didymellaceae. Bases 1 to 2205 code for a protein of 734 amino acids. The record is from RefSeq and is a predicted model, not a curated record. The transcript has 2 exons. Gene Ontology annotation, biological process: regulation of transcription by RNA polymerase II. Gene Ontology annotation, cellular component: transcription regulator complex; PcG protein complex.
AUGGACGGCAUGCAGCAGCGCGGGCGCUCGCCGUCUGCGGGACAGCGCGCCCAUAUAAGGCAAACACCCUCGCCGUCACCCCAUGCGCCCUUCCACAAUAACGUGUCUGGCCUCGGCUUCGAUCAAUCGCAGCAGCUACUGAACGACCCCUCCAGCUUCGCCGUCAGCAACGCACAGCUCAACCCUGCGCAGUACCUGUCCACCAUACAGUCACAGCCCUUCCCGCAGCAGCAGGUCCUGUCCGACCAGACCUUCCUCCAGUCCAACCCAGCCCUGUCGCAACACAACACGCCUCACUUUGGGCCGCAAGGCAACAACCUCACACCCGACCACCUCGACAUCACCAAUCCUGGCCCGGCCGACUUCAACAACUUCUUCACGGGCAACGAUCUGAACCAGCCUCAGGCGAUCAACCCUUCUCCAUUCGGCAACUCGCUGGACCCCCACCUGCUCGAGACUCAGCCGCAGCAGCAACAGAACCUCUCGAUUAACCCCAACGACUUGAUGGCCCAGAUGUCUACCGCACAAUCCCAUGCGCCCACACCGCCACACUUGUUGCCAAACAACAUGAACAACCAGCGCAGCCCUAGCCCACACGCAUCACCGCACCAGAAUCAGGGCGCAUUCUCCCCACCAAACCACUCGCGGCAUGCAUCACUGGGGCAGUCGUCCCUCGAUCCUAGCGCAGCAUAUGGACAAGGCACUGAGUGGGCGAACAUGGCGAAUUUCAGGGGACACAGGAGGACUCCCAGCGAGAGCGCAUACUCAGACAUCUCCUCGGCCCAUGCAUCGCCGUUCUUGGUUACUCAGGAUAGCUUCGAGGAAACACAACCGUCCCCGAAUCUGAGUGCACAGAACGAUCCCCAGCUCUUCCAGAACCCUAUCUCGCAGUUCGAUCAAUUCAACCUGAACGAUGGCACACAUAUCAGCCCCAGACACAGUCCUGCCAUUUCCCCGCGCCUGAUCCCACAGCAGCAGUCACUUCCACAGUUCAUGCCUGGAAGUUUUGGUAUCGAGUCCAACAUGAACAAUCAUUUCCAGCAACAGCAGGGGAUGGGUACCUACCAGAACCAGGGCGCAGAGCCAUUUCCACAGCUCAAUGAAUUUGGCCAGGCUGAUACAAUGUCUCCACCAGAGAUCAACAUUGACUUUGCACCGCCAUCGCGGCAAGCAAGCUUCGAGCCACCAAAACCGGGAACUACAGCUGAUGCUCUGACCGAUACUCUGAGUCCACCAGAUCGAUCAAGGAGUCGUAACAGGACACGCGCCAAGUCUGACCCCUUCAGCAGUGUGAGCUCGCGUGCCUCCACUCCUGGCUUGGAGAUAAAUCGAUCGUUGUCUCCCAGCGCUGCAAAGUCGCGCUCGCCUUCUCCUUCUGGCAAGUCUUCUCGUCGUUCAUCGACUUCAAGUGUGCCCAACCGCGACUACAUUCUAGAUCUCGCCGACCCCUCGAGGCCCACCAACCCUGCCGAUGGCUCAAAUUCCAAGCGUACACAAAAGCAUCCUGCAACCUUCCAGUGCACAUUGUGCCCGAAGCGUUUCACGCGAGCUUACAAUCUGCGCUCGCAUUUGCGCACUCACACCGACGAGCGUCCAUUCGUGUGCAACGUUUGCGGCAAGGCAUUUGCUCGCCAGCACGACAGGAAACGACACGAGGGCCUUCACUCUGGCGAGAAGAAGUUUGUUUGCCGCGGUAACCUCAAGGACAACGGUCACUGGGGUUGCGGCAGGCGGUUCGCUCGUGCAGAUGCUCUUGGUCGCCACUUCAGAUCUGAGGCUGGCCGCGUCUGCAUACGCCCCUUGCUCGAGGAAGAAGCGCAAGAGAAGGGUGGUUGGGACGGCCAGCAACAACAGAUGACUAACGGCAACGGCAUGUUCAACCCAAUACCUCAGAACUUCGGUGGCAUGAUGCAGACUCAGCCUGGCUACGAGAACUUCCCUCAGAUGACCCAGGCGCCGCAACAAUCCUUCCUGCCCGCUGCACUUCUUGUACAGUACCCUGCACUUGCGGCCAUGGAUUGGAACUCAAUGCCCCUCAACGGACCUGACGAUGCUGAUGAGAUUAGCGGUCGCAGCAGCUUCGACGCCAGCAGUGGAGGAGAAUACUACGAAGACGAGAGCGACAACUAUCAGCAAGGUCAGCAACAAGUGUUUGCGGGUAACAACAGCGGCUGGGCGAGCGACAGCUAUGACGGGCGGAGCUAA